Messenger RNA from Leptinotarsa decemlineata (Colorado potato beetle), 826 nucleotides. RefSeq names its product inosine-5'-monophosphate dehydrogenase-like. Lineage: Eukaryota; Metazoa; Arthropoda; Insecta; Coleoptera; Chrysomelidae. The record is from RefSeq and is a predicted model, not a curated record.
CUAUGCACAUCCAGGUUGUUUCUUUUUUUCAGUUGUCACUAGGAAACAAGCUAAAAACUUGAUAGAUGCAGGUGCAGAUGCUUUGAGAGUGGGUAUGGGAAGUGGCAGUAUUUGUAUCACCCAAGAAGUAAUGGCAGUUGGUCGUCCACAAGCUACAGCUGUUUAUAAAGUUAGUGAGUACGCCAAACACUUUGGAGUACCUGUCAUAGCAGAUGGUGGGAUCCAAUCUAUAGGCCACAUCAUGAAAGCAUUGUCUUUAGGAGCUUCAACUGUGAUGAUGGGGUCCCUUUUAGCAGGAACUUCAGAAGCCCCUGGCGAAUACUUUUUCUCUGAUGGGGUGAGACUGAAAAAAUAUCGUGGAAUGGGUAGCAUAGAAGCUAUGGAGCGUAAAGAUGCUAUGGGGUCUGCCAUGAAUAGGUAUUUUCAUAAUGAAGUGGAUAAAUUGAAAGUAGCACAGGGAGUCAGUGGAAGCAUUGUCGAUAAAGGAUCUGUAUUACGCUUUGUUCCUUAUCUCCAGUGUGGAAUAAGACAUGGGUGUCAAGAUAUUGGUACCAAAUCUCUGAAUCAGCUGAGGGAGAUGAUGUACAAUGAUGAACUGCGUUUUGAGUUGAGAUCGCAUUCAGCUCAGUUAGAGGGAAAUGUUCAUAGUUUAUUUUCCUAUGAGAAGAGGUUAUUUUGAAGAGUUGCGGUCUUUUUUAUCUUUGAAUAAGUGGGAUCCCGAAUGGAUCAGACAUUAGAAAAGUGAUAAUAAUAUAUGUGUGUGUAUGUAUAUAUGUAUAAAUAUGUUUGUAUAUGCGUGUAGGUAUGUUAUUUUGUAUACAGGGUG